CACGUCUUGGUGUUAACGACGCGUUGCCACAAACAGCAAAGAGAAAAAAGACACCAAGCGUUGCGUUGGUUAAACUAAACCGGAUGACCGAAUUGCAUCAGGCAGCAGCAGCGGGAGAUUAUGAUCUCGUGCAAGAAAUUGUGAAAAGAAAUAAGUGCAAUCCCAACCAGAAGGACAGUGACUGGAACAAUAAGACACCUCUGCACUGGGCAGCGGCUAAAGGUCAGACAGAAGUAGUUAGGAUACUGAUUGAAAAUGGAGCAAGAUCUUGUCUUCGAACUGAUAAUGGAUGGACACCUGCCCACUUUGCUGCGGAGUCAGGAAAGCUUCCAGUGCUGCGAUAUUUGCAUUCAGUUCGUGCCCCCAUAGACAUGGUGGACUGCUCUGGAGACAGACCUAUCAGGAUUGCUGAAAUCUAUGGGCAUAGAGACUGUGUUCAAUUCCUUGAAAAAGCAGAAACUGAGUGCAGGGACCACCGGCGUAUGGCACUUCUAAAAGGUCUCCCCCUAGAUGAGACUGAUGAUGACUGGGAGGAAGAAAGAAGAGAAGUGGACCAGCAGAAAAGGGCAAGGAGUCAGAAAAAGCACAAAGUCACAGAAGACUGGAAGUAACUAGCAAGCAAGCAAGAUGUAGACAGACCAACAGAUUCUCUGAGUUCCAGAAGAACACCAGAAUUGCAAUCAAAAUUGAAAUCUGUGGGAAGAUUCCUAGAAGAUGUCUUUUGUGGGAGCAGGUUAUUUGGAUUACGAGGCACCCUGCCCCUGGUAAUCAUACUGAACCUCUUACAUUUAGAUAUAUUGGAGAGCAUAUGUGUAUGAACAGAAUUUGGGAUACUUAAAUAAAAUAUUUCUGUAGUAUAAGGUUCAGUAGCAAACCAUGAUUAUUACUGCUACGCCUUCAGAUCAGGAUAAAAAUGGUGAAAAACACACGAAAAAGGAAAACAAAUAAAAAAGCCAUGAUAAUGCAAAUUUUCACUAGCAUCACUGUGGUAUUCUAGCAUGUUAAGCUAACAGUGAGUCACUUGAACAUUUUUAGCCACAUUAAAUGCAGACAUUUAAAUCUUGUAAAACACAUUGCAAACUUGACUGGCUGAUUCCAGCGUCAGAUACAAAUUAUGACAUUUAUUUAUUUAUUUAUUUAUUUGACAGAAAUCUCAUAUUUUGCAAUGGUGCACAAGCAUGUAUUACCUUUAUUAUUGG
Messenger RNA from Pygocentrus nattereri (red-bellied piranha), 1199 nucleotides. Its product is annotated as ankyrin repeat domain-containing protein 66. Gene Ontology annotation, molecular function: protein binding. The transcript has 5 exons. The record is from RefSeq and is a predicted model, not a curated record. Bases 84 to 611 code for a protein of 175 amino acids. Lineage: Eukaryota; Metazoa; Chordata; Actinopteri; Characiformes; Serrasalmidae.